This is a messenger RNA of Epithele typhae, 2349 nucleotides long. Its product is annotated as P-loop containing nucleoside triphosphate hydrolase protein. Bases 1 to 2349 code for a protein of 782 amino acids. Gene Ontology annotation, molecular function: GTPase activity; GTP binding. Lineage: Eukaryota; Fungi; Basidiomycota; Agaricomycetes; Polyporales; Epitheliaceae. Gene Ontology annotation, biological process: ribosomal subunit export from nucleus. The record is from RefSeq and is a predicted model, not a curated record. Gene Ontology annotation, cellular component: cytosol. The transcript has 6 exons.
AUGACGCCUGGGCUGUAUGAACUUGUAGACGGUGGGAGCAAUUCAAAGGGCGUUUUGGAGCAAAAACUGCUACGUUUUAUAUGUUGCAUACUCUUGACUGGAUGUUGGUCGCUGGCGGCCGGGAGGACCGCCGGAUUCAGUGGAACCCUUGUGGAUGUGACCGUAUCAUGGGAGUUUUCGGGGGCGCCGAAAGGACGCAAUCCCAAUCCAUCUGGACUGGGGCGAGCAAUUAUCAAUAGAAAAACCAAGGAUGCACGGAUUGCUCUGGAGACUGGUUUGUACACCACGGACGUCGACUACACACGCCUCCAGUCCAUUACCCAGGAGCGAGACCUAGACGAGUUCUUGAGCACUGCAACCCUCGCAGGAACGGAUUUUACUGCUGAGCGUAGGAAUGUCAAAAUUCUCGCCGCAUCUGCAGGUGUGCAACACAACCCAUUCCUUCUUAGCGAGGAAGAGGAGCAAAGCACACUGCGUAAGCAAAAGGAGAACACACAGCGUCUUCGUGUCCCACGAAGGCCAGCGUGGAUGAAAGCCAUGACGAGCGCGCAGCUGGAUAGGCAAGAGAAGGAUGCGUUUUUGGAAUGGAGAAGGGGCCUCGCGGAAUUGCAGGACCGCGACCAGUUUCUUCUCACUCCUUUCGAGCGCAACAUCGAAGUCUGGCGACAACUUUGGCGUGUUCUGGAGAGGUCCCACCUGGUUGUUCAAAUUGUUGACGCGCGGAACCCCCUGCGGUUUCGGUGUGAAGACCUGGAGGCGUAUGUCCAAGACGUAGAGGGUGCGGAGGGCGAGCAAGGCACGGGGAAGGGCAAGAGGCGGAGUUUACUGCUGAUAAAUAAGGCGGAUCUCUUGACCUCUGGUCAACGGUACGUUCAUCUCGAUCAUGCACGCGUGCAGAGAAGUAACAAAUACCAAAGAAAACUGUGGGCCGACUACUUCGAUUCCCAGGGCGUCAAAUACGCGUUCUUCUCUGCCGCAAAUGCGGCGGCGUUACAAGAAGCGAGGAAAGAGGCAGCGGACACAGAAGCGCGCUUGGAAGAGCAGCAAGCUCGGUCAUCGGAACCCAACGAAGGCGAAGAUACUCCGUUGAGCCAACCGGCGACCGCUGGUGAUGAGGCACUUGGUCCACAGGAGUCUGAAGAUAGCGACACGUCUGAAGACAGCCCCGAUGAAGACGAGUUGCCAGAGGAGGAUUCCGAUGACGAUUCCGAGGACGGAGCGUUUCUGCCCAUCGAAGAUGAUCAGGACGCUCAAGACCCUAGGACCAGAGUGCUGUCCGUUCUUGAACUGGAGGAUCUCUUCGUUAAGAGUGCACCUGAUCUAGCAUGUAAGCACUGCAUCUUCUCAGCUCGCGUUCAUCUCAAUAACAUCCGUACAGCUUUCACCGACUCAUCUGGACAGUCUCCGACGAGGCUCGUCAUUGGGCUCGUUGGGUACCCAAAUGUCGGGAAGUCAAGUACUAUCAACGCGCUCCUCGGAGAGAAAAAAGUCAGUGUCUCAUCAACCCCAGGAAAGACCAAGCAUUUCCAGACCAUCCACCUAUCGCCGUCCCUGGUCCUGUGCGAUUGUCCUGGUCUCGUAUUCCCUCAGUUCGCCACCACCAAGGCCGACUUGGUCUGUGAUGGGGUGCUCCCUAUUGACCAAAUGAGAGAGUAUACGGCACCAACUGCACUCAUCGUCAAGCGCAUCCCUCGCGAGGUCCUUGAAGCGAUUUACGGCCUCUCUAUCCGGGUGAAAGGGUCCGAAGAUGGUGGAAACGGCCUUAUCACAGGGACGGACUUCUUGAUUGCCUAUGCCAUUGCCCGCGGGUUCACGCGGGCGGGGCAAGGCAACCCGGACGAGGCACGCGCUGCCAGGUACAUCUUGAAGGAUUACGUCAACGCAAAACUCUUGUACUGCCACCCACCUCCAGGAGUGACCGAAGGCGACUUCAACGAGCAGACUCGCAAGAUGGCUUUACAGCGAGCGAUGGGCAAGAAAAGAGCUCCGACGACACGCGUCACGAAGAAAGCGGACACCUUCAUUGCUCCCAUCCCAACCGACGGGCUGACGUCAUCUGCUGGUCAAUCGAACAAAAGCCGCAAAGUGGACCAAGAUUUCUUCGCCAACAACAGCUCGCUCUCCGCUCGUCCUUUUGUACAGGGUGCAAGAGGCCAAGGGAAGGAGUUCUCAAGGACCCAGUUGUAUCCACAUCAGAACAUGGUGGCGGACGACGGUACAGUGCUCACAGGACGCAGAGCCAGGAUCGUGGCGGUCAUGGCCGCCGGUGGAGAGGCGGCACCAGGGAAGAAGCAGCACAAAAAGAUGAAGAGGGUCAAGCAGAGAAGCGGGAAGGGCUACGAUGACUAG